This is a messenger RNA of Trichechus manatus latirostris (Florida manatee), 651 nucleotides long. RefSeq names its product testis expressed 38 (gene TEX38). Lineage: Eukaryota; Metazoa; Chordata; Mammalia; Sirenia; Trichechidae. The record is from RefSeq and is a predicted model, not a curated record. The coding region runs from base 7 to 651 and encodes 214 amino acids. The transcript is spliced from 2 exons.
AACCUUAUGGAUUCCCCAAGGGAGGACCUGAGCCUCCCUGGCGUGUGGGUCUCACUGUACUUUGGAUUCCUGGGGCUGUGUUCUGUGGUAACUGGCGGCUGCAUUCUCUUUCUGCACUGGAAGAAGAACUUGCGGCGAGAAGAGCGUGCCCGGGAGUGGGUGGAUGUGAUGAGAGCUUCCACGUUCACCUACAGCCCACUGUUGUAUUGGAUUAACAAGCGACGGCAGUAUGGCAUGAAUGCAGCCAUCAACAUGGGCCCUCCUCCUGCUGUCACCAAGACUGAGACCGAGGCCCAGAAUCUAGAUCCUCUGUGGGAGCUGGAUGUCCCCAAGGGCAGGAGCCAUGCUGUCCAAGACAGCAGCCCCCAAGUGGAGGCCUCUGUCCUCCUGCAACCUGCACUGCAGCUGAUGCCACAACAGCCCCUACCCACCCCAACGCCACAGCCUCAGGCCAGCUCUCCACUCCCAAUUCCCAUCUUUGAGGAGGUGCCCUUUGCCCUGUCCCUGUGCAACCUACCCCCCAUGAUGAACCAUUCUGUCUCCUACCCUUUGGCCAUCUGUCCUGAGAGGAACAUACACUUCCAUUCCCUUCCCACACUGGCCCGAGGUGACCACUGCGCCAAUGCCAAGCCUUUUGCUUCAGAAUUGUAG